This is a messenger RNA of Solanum verrucosum, 1544 nucleotides long. Its product is annotated as alkane hydroxylase MAH1-like. The record is from RefSeq and is a predicted model, not a curated record. Gene Ontology annotation, molecular function: oxidoreductase activity, acting on paired donors, with incorporation or reduction of molecular oxygen; heme binding; iron ion binding. NCBI's taxonomy places the organism in Eukaryota, Viridiplantae, Streptophyta, Magnoliopsida, Solanales, Solanaceae. Bases 1 to 1524 code for a protein of 507 amino acids. The transcript has a single exon.
AUGGCCUCAAUUGAUUACUUUGAGUUUUUUGUUGCAAUAUUUUGCUUUUUUGUAUUUUUGGCUUUAGGUGAUAGAAGUGGCUUACCAUGGAAUUGGCCAUUUCUUGGAAUGUUACCAAACUUACUUUUCAAUGUAAAUAGAAUACAUGAAAGAUGUUGUGAAAUUUUUUCAAGAAGUGGUGGAACUUUCUUGCUAGAAGGUCCAUGGUUCACUAACAUGGACAUUCUUGGGACAGUGGAUCCUGAAAAUGUUCACUACAUCAUGAGCGCGAACUUCGCGAAUUUCCCUAAAGGGGAAGAGUUUAAGAAGAUAUUUGAUGUAUUGGGAGAUGGCAUUUUCAAUUCUGAUUUGGAUUUAUGGAAGGGACAGAGGAAAUAUGCUAGGAGUUUGAUCACUCAUCAAAGGUUUUAUAAUUGUUUGGUGAAAUCUAGUUGGGACAAGAUUGAAAAUGGACUUGUUCCUGUUUUUGAAAAUGUGGCUAGAGAUGAUAGAGUUGUGGAUUUGCAAGAUGUUUUUCAAAGAUAUACAUUUGAUACAACAUGUAUAUUGGUUACAGGGUAUGAUCCUGGAUGUCUCUCAAUCGAAUUCCCUCGUGUUCCCUUCUCUAGAGCUAUGGAUGAGGUAGAAGAAGUGUUGUUCAUUAGACAUUUGUUGCCAAAGAGUGUUUGGAAGUUGCAAAAAUGGCUAGGGAUUGGGUAUGAAGGUAAGUUAACUAGAGCAUGGGAUGUUCUUGAUCAAGUUAUAAGCAAGUAUAUAUCGAUGAAACGCGAUGAAUUAAGUAAUUUUGCAACAAAAACAAAGGAAGAUGAAGAAGAGGAUUGUGAUGAUCUCUUGACCUCAUACAUAUUAAAUGAAGGACAAAAUUUUGAUGAUAAGUUCUUGAGGGAUACCAUAUUGAACCUCAUGAUUGCAGGGCGUGAUACGACUAGCUCAGGACUAACAUGGUUCAUUUGGCUAGUCGCGACUCACCCUGAGGUUGAAAAAAAGAUCAUGGAAGAACUCGAGGCAAUUGUCUCCUUGACAUCAUCAUCAUCAUCAUCAAAAUGGAGGCUUUUUAACGCGAACGAGUUGAAAAAUGCAAUUUACUUGCAUGCAUCAUUGUGUGAAUCACUAAGGCUAUAUCCACCAGUACCAUUCCAACAUAAGACUCCUCUAGAACCUGAUACUCUUCCAAGUGGACACCAGGUUCAUCCUAAAAUGAGAGUGGUGUUCUCAUUGUACGCGAUGGGGAGGAUGGAAUCGAUAUGGGGAAAAGAUUGUUUGGAAUUUAAGCCAGAGAGAUGGAUAUCUGAGAAAGGAUUAAUUAGGCACGAGCCUUCGUACAAGUUCUUAGCUUUCAAUGCAGGGCCAAGGACUUGUUUAGGGAAAGAAGUAGCUUUCACUCAAAUGAAAGCUGUGGCUGCUUCUAUCAUACAUAAUUAUAAAGUUGAAGUGAUCAAUGGACACAAAGUUUGCCCUAAUGUCUCAAUUAUUCUCUAUAUGCAACAUGGUUUCAAAGCUAGAAUCAAGAAGAGAUGGACUUAAUUAGUUUUUACAUUUCUACU